UUACUUUAGGCUGGCCAUUGUGGGGGCGGGUGACAUUUUGGGGCGCUGCAGACAGACACGACAGGACUACCUUCAUGAAAUCAUGCGAAGUACCUGUGUAGCCUACCGUUCGUGGCGGUGAAUUCUCACAGAAAAAAAUUGAUAUCUGGCAUGCGAUGUUGAGAUAAAAAUAAUGACCAACGUGGAGAAUAUAACUUAAGCAGCGCACCUGACCCGUUUUUGGAGCAGCAUAGUUUCAGAAUAUUUCAUCGGCUCACACUUGUCAGAAUCUGUCGACGUAGCAUACUCGGUUUGCUUGAUCGUUGUCUCAUUCCUCCACUAAAGAAGGCAAGCCAGCAUGACGAAGGCCGUAGCUCUGCUUCUGCUAGUUGUCGUCGUAAUGGCAGUGGUCGCCAUGCCAACGGAGGCCAGAAUAAGAGGGCGCAAAAAGGGCUGCACGUCCAGAUCCGGGCGGGCUGGUUACUGUAACAGCAACGUGUCUUUCUUUAAACGGCUCUUGGAGGAGUACAGGAAUAUAACUUCAGACGCAGCGCCAGACGGUGAUGACUUGGCCACGCGAGAGGGCGCUGACGACAAGCUGGGGACUAAGAUUCUUCUUCUCCGCGAGCUCCUGGCCGAACUUCAAGCAGAGGACGACGACACUGGAUUGUAGAGGGCGCCCGUACCGCACCCCCAGCAAAUCAGAUGGUCUGUGCCGCCAAAGCAGGGGUGUAACUACGGGGCUGACGGCAACGUGGGAAGGUCUUUCCCUCGCGAGUGUUUGCCUCAUCGGCUUCCCUCUCAUUUGACAUUUCGGCAUGGACGCAAUCUUUAUACAAGCCGGAAUUUAUAAGCUUUCAUUUAUGUAUCUAAAAAAAAAGUGUGCAUCCGUACUUCCCCGAAAUUUCACGCGAGCCACAGCUUUGAAGAGAUCAAGUCGAAACGGAUGCCCGUAUAAGCCAUUAAAAACAAAUCAAAUAUAUUUUCUUUUACAUUCAGAAUGGAUUGAAGUCUUUCGCCGUGAGUACGUUUUCAUCCAACAAGGGUAGUACUUUGUACCUUUCCUGGUCUUGAAAAAAAUCCGCUCACCGUGUUUCAGACACAGAUGAAUUCGACUUGCGACCAGCAGGUUAUAGCGAACAGUGUCGUGUCUUAUUCAGCGUUGAAUUCCUAAUGAGGGUCGUCACCAUUUGGACUUACGUCAGAGUGUACAAGAAAGGCGCCAUAUCUUUCAACCUCUCCUAUUUUUGAAAGGGGGGUAGAUAGUUGUUCGGGCUCAUACGUGGAGUGAUGCAAAACCGAUCCACAAUCCCCGCCCACUGAGCACGAACGGUGCCCGGGCUUUAGAUAGCGCAGCUAUGCUUUACUGGGAUGGGGUAAUUGCAGGAAUUUAUUUGUGGGUGCGUUCGAUUAUUUUCCACAAGUUCACUCGGGUUAAAUCUCCUCGCCAUCGUUUCACUUUUU
Acanthaster planci (crown-of-thorns starfish) is the source of this 1443-nucleotide messenger RNA. RefSeq lists its product as uncharacterized. The record is from RefSeq and is a predicted model, not a curated record. NCBI's taxonomy places the organism in Eukaryota, Metazoa, Echinodermata, Asteroidea, Valvatida, Acanthasteridae.